AUGAGCGUCUUUGCUUCCCACACCAACUCCCCCACAUCCCACACCAACUCCUACACAUCCCACACCAACUCCUACACAUCCCACACCAACUCCUACACAUCCCACACCAACUCCUACACAUCCCCCACCAACUUCCCCACAUCCCACACCAACUCCUACACAUCCCACACCAACUCCUACACAUCCCACACCAACUCCUACACAUCCCACACCAGCUCCCCCACAUCCCACACCAACUCCUACACAUCCCACACCAACUCCUACACAUCCCACACCAACUCCUACACAUCCCACACCAACUCCUACACAUCCCACACCAACUCCUACACAUCCCACACCAACUCCUACACAUCCCACACCAACUCCUACACAUCCCACACCAACUCCUACACAUCCCACACCAACUGCUACACAUCCCACACCAACUGUGCCCAUCAGAGUUGUUUGGACUCAAGGGCGUCUCAGAAUGAGCCCGAGGACGGGACUCGAAACUUACAGCUCUCAUGCACAUAUUCACAAGUCUACAGCUCUCAUGCACAUAUUCACAAGUCUACAGCUUUCAUGCAUAUACCACACAUCUACAGCUCUCAUGCACAUAUUCACAAGUCUACAGCUUUCAUGCAUAUACCACACAUCUACAGCUCUCAUGCACAUAUUCACAAGUCUACAGCUUUCAUGCAUAUACCACACAUCUACAGCUCUCAUGCACAUAUUCACAAGUCUACAGCUUUCAUGCAUAUACCACACAUCUACAGCUCUCAUGCACAUAUUCACAAGUCUACAGCUUUCAUGCAUAUACCACACAUCUACAGCUCUCAUGCACAUAUUCACAAGUCUACAGAUGUCAUGCAUAUACCACACAUCUACAGCUCUCAUGCACAUAUUCACAAGUCUACAGAUGUCAUGCAUAUACCACACAUCUACAGCUCUCAUGCACAUAUUCACAAGUCUACAGCUUUCAUGCAUAUACCACACAUCUACAGCUCUCAUGCACAUAUUCACAAGUCUACAGCUUUCAUGCAUAUACCACACAUCUACAGCUCUCAUGCACAUAUUCACAAGUCUACAGCUUUCAUGCAUAUACCACACAUCUACAGCUCUCAUGCACAUAUUCACAAGUCUACAGCUUUCAUGCAUAUACCACACAUCUACAGCUCUCAUGCACAUAUUCACAAGUCUACAGCUUUCAUGCAUAUACCACACAUCUACAGCUCUCAUGCACAUAUUCACAAGUCUACAGCUUUCAUGCAUAUACCACACAUCUACAGCUCUCAUGCACAUAUUCACAAGUCUACAGCUUUCAUGCAUAUACCACACAUCUACAGCUCUCAUGCACAUAUUCACAAGUCUACAGCUUUCAUGCAUAUACCACACAUCUACAGCUCUCAUGCACAUAUUCACAAGUCUACAGCUUUCAUGCAUAUACCACACAUCUACAGCUCUCAUGCACAUAUUCACAACUCUCAUGCACAUAUUCACAAGUCUACAGCUUUCAUGCAUAUACCACACAUCUACAGCUCUCAUGCACAUAUUCACAAGUCUACAGCUUUCAUGCAUAUACCACACAUCUACAGCUCUCAUGCACAUAUUCACAAGUCUACAGCUUUCAUGCAUAUACCACACAUCUACAGCUCUCAUGCACAUAUUCACAAGUCUACAGCUUUCAUGCAUAUACCACAAAUCUACAGCUCUCAUGCACAUAUUCACAAGUCUACAGCUUUCAUGCAUAUACCACACAUCUACAGCUCUCAUGCACAUAUUCACAAGUCUACAGCUUUCAUGCAUAUACCACACAUCUACAGCUCUCAUGCACAUAUUCACAAGUCUACAGCUUUCAUGCAUAUACCACAAGUCUACAGCUUUCAUGCAUAUACCACACAUCUACAGCUCUCAUGCACAUAUUCACAAGUCUACAGCUCUCAUGCACAUAUUCACAAAUCUACAGCUCUCAUGCACAUAUUCACAAAUCUACAGCUUUCAUGCACAUAUUCACAAAUCUACAGCUCUCAUGCACAUAUUCACAAAUCUACAGCUUUCAUGCAUAUACCACACAUCUACAGCUCUCAUGCACAUAUUCACAAAUCUACAGCUCUCAUGCACAUAUUCACACAUCUAAUCAAAUGA
Molecule: messenger RNA, 2124 nt
Organism: Physella acuta
Lineage: Eukaryota; Metazoa; Mollusca; Gastropoda; Physidae
Source: RefSeq, a predicted model, not a curated record